Messenger RNA from Seminavis robusta, 600 nucleotides. The record is from the annotation of a GenBank genome assembly. Lineage: Eukaryota; Bacillariophyta; Bacillariophyceae; Naviculales; Naviculaceae.
AUGAAGGUCGCUGUUUUCUUCUCCUUGGUCGCCUCGGCUGCUGCCUUCUCCCAGGACGCUUCCCGAAGGGAGGCUCUCUCGGCUGCUGCCGCAGCUGGUGCCGCCUUUGUCCCUGCUAUUGCCAACGCUGCAGCAGGUGAAUCUCCCCGAUUCUCUGUCUUCGGUGUUUUCGGUGACGGUACCGCCUACUCUGAGGGUGCUGCCUACGGAAGUGACCAAGGCACAAAGGUGUACUCCCCAUACUCCGUCUAUGGAGAGGUUGGAGCUCCAGGAACUCUUUACACUCCUGAUGAGCCUUCCUUCGCUGCUCGUAAGGCCGCUGUCCUUACCGAGUCCAAGAAGCGCCUUGCCAGGCUCGAUGCUUACAUUGCCAAGAAAAAGUGGUACGAAGUCCGCAACGAACUUGGACGUUACAUGUACGAGACCCGUGGAGCCGUCAGGGGACUUGCAUCCACUCCUGAACAGAAGAAGGCUGCCUCAAACUUCUUCGCUGCCAUCGAGGCAUGUGAUGGUGCUGCCCGCCUGAAGCAGCAAGAAAAGUGCGCCUCUGCCGCCGCUGCAUCCAUCAGCGCCCUUGAUGCCUUCACUGCUCUCCUUUAA